This is a messenger RNA of Pleuronectes platessa (European plaice), 3194 nucleotides long. Its product is annotated as sorting nexin-19. Gene Ontology annotation, cellular component: early endosome membrane; intracellular membrane-bounded organelle. The transcript is spliced from 14 exons. The record is from RefSeq and is a predicted model, not a curated record. Bases 477 to 3194 code for a protein of 905 amino acids. Gene Ontology annotation, molecular function: phosphatidylinositol binding. NCBI's taxonomy places the organism in Eukaryota, Metazoa, Chordata, Actinopteri, Pleuronectiformes, Pleuronectidae.
UCUGAGCUGUUUGUAUUCGCUGGGAGUGAGCAUGCACCUGUAUCUUUCAGGAACGCACUGGUCUCUCUCAUUCCAACUGCUUGUUAGUGAGUGCUGUCAUGUCAGCGGCUCGUGCAGCAGAUCAGCAGGAGGGAGGCAGAACUGGACCGGGCAGUCUCAAAAAUAACAAAUACUCAGAGCAAAGGAAUUGUGUUUGGAGAGUUUCUGCCUCCAUUUUGAGACAAAAGAGAUCUGAGCAGCAAACUUGCCUUGCCGGGGAUGAAGGACUGACAACAAGCAACCUCUUUUGUGGAAGAGGGUUCCUGUGGGAACUUCUGUUGAGGAUGGAAUGGGCGACCAUGUUUGCCGACGGUUUCUUAAUUUAUGCGAAAGCGCUGGCCUACACUACCUCUCAAGCCUGACUCCAUCUGAUUCCAGAGGACGUCUGACCAUCAGAUUCAGCCUGUGCCCCACUGGACACACUUCUGCUGACUGUGAUGCCUUCCUCCAAGAGCUCCGAUCACUGGACUUUAUCAGAGUUACUCGGGCAGAGGAGGCUGUUAGGCCUCGGAGCUCUCCUGGCAUGGCUCGUCCUCUUCCACCUCCUCGUCAACGUUUGGCUGCUCUGCAUCUUCACCAGUCUCUUAGUGGUUCUCGGGGGUUGGCUCGGGUCUCGCGCUGUGCUGGAUGCAAACAGCCUCCUCCACCUGGAGCAUUUCUUGCCUCUUGGCGCCCUAAACCCACCGCUGUGUUCACCCGAGCACGAGUGGAGGUUGAACCACGAGAUCGACAGUGCCGUCCACAAAGCGGUGCGUGACUUUGUGUCCUCGUGGUAUCGUACUCUGCUGCCAGAGGUGGAGGGGGAGUUUGAGCGUGCUGUGCGUAAUUCAAUGUUGGAGUCAGUGAUGGAGCUGAAAGAGCGUGCAAGGCGAUUGGACAGGAAGGCGCUGGUCCAACGGCUGCUGGAGCUGUACGGCUGUCACCUGCAGAGCUACAUGACGGCACGGCAGAUACAGUCAACGCACAGGGAGGUGUUCAGCCUGUGGCAGCUUUACAGUGAAGUAGAUGCUCCUCACCCAGCUGUGAGCAGUGAAGCCGUUGAGCUCAGGUACUCCAGAGCUCUGGUUAACCUCGUCUUACAUGUUCUUGUUCCGUACCCUCAGAUGGAGACCAGGACCGGAGGUUACAUGGUUACAGAACUCAUCACCUACAAUGUUCUGUUGCCGCUCAUUAACAGAGUGUCGGAUCCUGACUGGCUGAAUCAAACCAUUGUAGAUAUAAUCACCAGGUCAAGAGAACCACACGAUGACCUCCCGACAGCUGCACUGUACAAAUGUCUAAUCCAGCAGGACUCCUGGACCACCUGCAGGUCACUGUCUUCUUCUGAACAAGCAGGUCUCUCCAGCAUAAGCUCGUCAGAGCUUGAAGAUCAACAGAGCCUCAGUCUGAUCAAUGAUCAGGACUCCUCACAGAGCAGCCUGGUCAGCCAGACAUCUAUGGACAAAUUAGAAAGUUGUAACGCAGGUUUACUCACACCAUGCAAAGUGAGCUGCUGUACUCUCCCCUCUGCUCAUUACUCCCAGUCGUCCGAGUCCAAAAUGAUUUCACUGGAGUCUCUGAUUCAGUCUGACUCAGGAGAGGACUUGACAGGAGGCUUUUUUGACUGUGGUCCUCCAACAAACUUCUGCAGCUUGAGCCCCUUGAGGGACGACGAGGCCUUUGGCUGCUUUGGACAUCUGAAAAAUCUUGGGCCGAAGGUGGUUGUGCCUGAGGACUCCCAGUGGCCGGCGGGUAUAGCCCAAGAGAAAUCCCCGUCUUGUUCUCCGAAAAGACUUAACUCCUUUAACUUUGAUUCGCCUAACAACCAAGCUGCACCUGUACAGGUCCAGAAUGUACAUAUUUCUGGUACAGUCGCAGCAAAGGAGCUGCGUGGCACAAGCGCACAUCCCUAUACUCUCUACACUGUGAAGUUUGAGACAUUGGCUGAAGCAGAAUGCGGUGCGUCUCUGCAGUCUGCGGCCUCUCACACUGUCAACCGCAGAUACAGCGAGUUCCUCAACUUGCAGACACGUUUGGAGGAGAAGCCUGAAGUCAAGAAAUUAAUCAAGAAUGUCAAAGGCCCAAAGAAAAUGUUCCCUGACCUUUCGUUUGGAAAUGCAGACAGCGAGAGGGUCGAGGCCCGUAAAAGCCAACUGGAUACGUUCCUCAGGCAACUGAACAACAUUCCUGAGACAGCCAACAGUGAGGACAUGCAGGAGUUCCUGGCUGUCAACACAGAUGUUUGCACAUAUUUUGGGAGGAAACCUUUUGCCAAGUCCAGAAUUGACAAGAUGAUGGAAAAUGCUCUAGACACGUUGAAGACAGCGUUUCCUUAUCCUGAGUCCCUCAGUCCAACAGAGGAGUUUGAGGGAGACUCUGAUGUAAGAACACUGGACAACAGAAAGUCCAGGAGAUCUAUGUUCCAGAGCAAAAUUUCCCCAUCGCUCAACAUCCCUGACCUACACCCGAAAGUGACAUACUGCUUUAGUGAAGGCAGCCCUGUCCUGAAUGGUAUGACGCUGUCGGGUCUGGAGAACUUUGUCACAGAGCAGGAAAGACUGUUAUGUGGGCAGCAUGAGAAAGAGGCAGCCAGACAGAGCAGUGGGCAGCCUGACAAAGACAGGAGGACUUCAGGGAAAAGUCACGGGACAGACACAGCUGUCGCAGAUGUUGUUUUGAACAUCCUGUGUCUGCUGAUGAAGGACCAGUGGAGUUGGCUGUGCACUGAGAACAUUCAGAAGACCAUCAGACUGCUCUUUGGCACCUUCAUUGAGAGAUGGUUGGAUGUAGGAGUUGCCCACCUUACCAGCGCCCCCUGCUGGGUGAUUUACCUGCAAGUGUUGCAGGAAGCUGUGUGGCCAGGGGGCACAUUACCUGCUCAACCCCGGCCUGAGCGCAGCGCUGCAGAAAGAGAAGAGACUAAGGAGCAAUGUCUGGCCUGUCUCGUGCAGCUGAUCCCAGAGCUCAUCACUGACAUGCUGGGCAAUGAGAAGUUCACACUGAGCCUGGAGACCAUGCUGGAAUCUUUACAGGACCAUCAGAUAAACAAGCAUCUGAUCUACUGCGUCUGUGACCUUCUGCUGGAGUUCCUGGUCCCUGAGUCGUGUGACGAGGCCUUCCAGAGGUCUCUGCUGCAGAGCUUGACCAAAGACACGGAGAGGGACAGUCCUCACUGA